AUGGUUUUCUCCAACUCGACGUGGCUGCGCUUCAGUCCCAAAGGCUUCUCCACCUUCAUUCAGACAGACAAACUGAACUAUCUGCCCGGGCAGACGGUGAAGAUCAGAGUGGUGUCCAUUCAGCCAGACUGGAAACCCUUACAGAGCUGGGUGGACAUCGCCAUCAAAGACCCGAGGGGAAACCUGCUCAGAGAUUGGGCGCAUUUUGCCAAGCUUGGCGUCGUGUCCAAAGAGUUUCAGCUGUCUGACAAUCCGCCUCUGGGUCAAUGGACCAUCGUCACAUCGAUCAGGAAUGUUUCAAGUGAGAAGCAUUUCAACGUGGAUUAUUACGUUCUUCCAAAGUUUGAAGUUUCAAUAAUAGCUCCGGAUAGCAUUCAUCAUGAAUUCACUCUGUCGGGAAACGUCACCGCAAAGUAUCUGUACGGCAAGCCUGUUGAUGGAAUAAUGAAUAUAACGUUCCUGCAUCAUUAUCAUGGUUUAGUAAGGAGUUAUCAUCAAGUUAAACCGAUUAACGGCACCGCAAGCUUUGUGUUUGAUCCUACCGAAAACCCAUCGGGACCAAGACGUCUUGGAUUGGGCUUCCCUGGUGGACGCAUGGAUGAAUUUAUAAUGGUUAUGGUUAAUGUGACAGGAUACCUCACAGGUCUCACAUACAGCAGUAUGAAAAAGGUGUCUGUGGUAAAGUUCAGAUAUAAAGUUUCCUUUCAUGACUAUCCCAAAUUAUUAAGGCCCUCUCUGGAGUUCAUUGCUAGGUUGAAAAUAUCUACGUACAACGAUCAGCCGCUGUCAGAGGACGAUCAGCGAAAGAUGGUUGAUGUGUCAGUGAUGCAGGGAACGAAAAGUCCAUGGAGUUGGAAAGGGGAUGAGGUGGAAGCACUGGCAGCUCGAUCGAACAUUUCAGUCCCUUUGGGAAUUCGGCCUGGCAUGCCACCUGAAAAAAUGGAGUUUCCUGUCCCUGCAGAUGGAAUAAUACCUCUCGUCAUCCAGCUCAGGAAUGAUACUGAAACACUCACAAUUGAUGCUUCUUUCGUGGACAGUCACACCACUCUACAACUAUAUAGAAGCUAUACAUCCCCCAGUAACAGCUACCUACAGAUUCAGAAACCCUCUGGACCAUUAGAGGUUGGUUCACCUGUCCAGCUUCCCAUUCAGAGUAAUUUCCCAAUGACUGAGAUUCACUACAUUGUGAAGUCCAGAGGUCAGGUGGUUUCUGCUGGGAAAAGCUCUCGUGUUUUGACUCUGGUCCCAGACGUCACCUGGGCUCCUAAGGCCUGCAUCAUCGUCUACUGUGUGCAUUUCAAUGGAGAGAUUGUCAAUGACGUGAUACAGCUACCCAUCACCAAAACUUUACAAAAGGUGUCUCUGAGCUGGAGCGACACCGAGAGGAGGCCAGGUGAGGAGGUCACACUGGGGGUCAAGGUGGCAGAGCCCGGCUCUCUGGUCGGGAUCCUGGUGGUCGAUAAGGCAACACAUUUGAUGGGAUAUGAUAACGACAUCACCAAGAACAGGGUGCUUAAGGAGAUGGGGGAGUACGGCGUUUCCAAGGCCGACGCCUUUUCUGACAUGUUGAGAAUGGGAGAUCCAUACUCUGUGUUCAAGACAUGUGAUCUUGUGGUGUUGACUGAUGCCAAUUUACACGAAAAAGAAACUGAUCAUUCGUUUUUAUUACCAGGGGAGGGAAUACAACUCCUAGCUAAUACAGAGCGGCCACAAGACGAUGAAGAACAACCGCCGCCGCCUCGAGAGCGCUCAAACUUUCCAGAGACCUGGAUAUGGAUGGAUAUCAUGAGUGAUUCAGACUCAAUAGAGAAAACUCUGACUGUACCAGACAGCAUUACGACAUGGACAGCCACUGCCUUUGUUAUAUCUGAGAACCUGGGACUGGGCAUCACAGACAAGCCUGCAGAGCUCACAGCGUUCCAGCCUUUCUUCCUGUCCUUGAAUCUGCCGGCCUACAUUAUCCGAGGAGAGGAGCUGGUGCUGGAGGUCAUUCUGUUCAACUACACGCCACGUGACCUGGAGGUCUUGGUGAUUGUUGCACAGAGUGACACCUUUGAGUUUCUCUUCCCGGACAAUAACGAGAUCCCCAUGCCCAGCUCUCGCAGGGUGUUGGUGAGGAGUCAAAGAGGAACGUCCGUCCUCAUUCCCAUCAAGGCACUAGUCCUCGGAGAGAUCCCCAUCUCUGUGAAAGCCGUGUCAUCUGUGGCAUCCGACCUUGUACGACGGACCAUACUCGUCAAGGCCGAAGGACUCGAGCAGAUGCAUCACACCGCGGUGCUGUUGGAGCUUUCUCCUCCAUACUGGAACGUUUCCAGAGAUAUGAUGUUCACCUUCCCGGCAGAUGUUGUGGAGGGCAGCGAGAGAGUUACAGUUACGGCUGUAGGCGACAUCCUCGGGCCAUCCAUCAGCGGCCUGGACUCCCUGAUCCAGAUGCCUUACGGCUGCGGGGAGCAGAACAUGAUCAACUUUGCACCGAACGUCUACGUCCUGAAGUAUCUGAUCGCUACAGAUCAGGCCAACCAAGCCAUCACAGAGAAAGCCAAGGCAUACAUGCUGAAAGGUUACGAGCGAGAGCUGUCCUUCCAGAGAUCAGACGGCUCCUUCAGCGCCUUCGGACAGAGCGACCCAUCCGGAAGCACGUGGCUGACCGCGUUCGUGCUGAGGUGUUUCCUGCAGGCGCGGCAGUUCAUCAACAUCGACCCCAACGUGCUGCAGAGAGCGGCAGCUUGGAUAGUGGUCCAGCAGGGGGAUGAUGGGAGAUUCUUAGAGCGCGGCAGGGUCAUCCACACCGGGCUCCAAGGAGGCGUGGACGGCCCCACCUCCCUCACGGCAUAUGUCCUCAUCGCCCUGCUGGAGGACAAUAACAUCCAGGCCCAGUAUAGGAGCCAGGUGUCUGCAGCCAUGAUGUUCCUGGAGACCCGUCUGGCUCUCGGCGUCACCACUAACUACAGCCUCAGCCUGCUCACCUUCGCUCUGGCUCUGGGCGGCAGCUCCAACGCUCACAUGGCACUCAACGAGCUGAUUGAACGAGCUGAGAUUAUAGACGGCGUGCCGACAUGGACGUCCCCAGACGACGACAGGCUGUCGUCGUCGUGGCAGCCGAGCUCCACGUCCAUUGAGAUCGCGUCCUACGUGAUGCUGUCUGCAGAGAUACUGGAUCGCGUCGCGGACGGCUUAAGCCUCAUGAAGUGGCUCAGCCAACAGCGUAACCACAACGGAGGAUUCGGGAGCACUCAGGACACCAUCAUGGCUCUACAGGCGCUGUCCACGUACACAAUAUUGGCAUGGUACAUGAAGUGGUACGACGUCGACCUCACCAUCAGGGUGAGCAUGGACGCUUCCUCCACCGUCGCCUCCUUCCACAUCGACCGGGACAACUACCAGAUCCUCCAGAGCCGGCAGAUUGAGCCAGAGGACAGGAUGAAGCUCCAGGUGACUGCACAGGGAAAAGGAAUCGCCCUGUUUCAGCUCAACGUGUUUUACAACAUCAGGAACAGGAAGCCGUCGAGGCGGAGGCGGGACGAACAUGAGGCGUUUCUUCUGCACGUCGAGCUGUUCGACCCAGACAUCGACUCGGCACAUCUGUUCAUCUGCACCAGCCUGUCGGGAGAUCUGGGUCUGAACGCGACGGGCAUGGUCAUCAUGGAGGUCGGCCUGAUGUCCGGGUUCAUCAUGGUGCCGGACAGCAUCCAGGUCGACGAGGUCAUAAAGAGAGUGGAGACGCAGCCGGGGAAGAUCAUCCUGUACCUGGACUCUGUGACGAUGGAGCAGAUGUGUAUCGAGAUUCCUCUGACCUUGGAGUACAAGGUCGCCAAAGUCCAGGAAGCAAACGUCGUCGUCUAUGAUUAUUACGAACCGAGACGCAGGACGGUGAGGGUCUACGAAUCCGACUGGAGGCACGACAUGUCCCUCAGCACCUUCUGCGGUGAGGACUUGAGCGAGUGCGUAGCAGACGUGUACGACGAGUUCAACGCUGCGUCAGGCUGCAGCCAGAACGUCCUGCUGAUGAGUUUACUGCCCGCUCUGCUCGUCCUCAUCGUCACCUUCGCCACCUGAAUAAGACCCAAUGAUAGUUCAGCUUUGUGGAUGUAUGAAAUUCUCAAAUGUAGCUUUUUGUGGAUGCAUGAUUGGAUUUUUGAACACGGUGUUUGUCUGUAAACUGAUGUGUUUACAGUGUGUUGGUACUGUAGUCUGAGUCUGAACAAAUGGAAGUUUACUCAGGCCCAAAAAAAGUGAGUUCUUUUUUUCUUUUAACAUUAAACUUAAAGACGUAGCCGUAAUGUUAACAGACUUCCAAGGUAGUGAGUCCUCGUGACCCACAGGGGGCCAAUAAAAUCUGUG
Molecule: messenger RNA, 4341 nt
Organism: Larimichthys crocea (large yellow croaker)
Lineage: Eukaryota; Metazoa; Chordata; Actinopteri; Sciaenidae
Gene: cd109
Product: CD109 molecule
Exons: 30
Coding region: 1-4056 (1351 amino acids)
Cellular component (GO): extracellular region
Molecular function (GO): endopeptidase inhibitor activity
Source: RefSeq, a predicted model, not a curated record